Penaeus chinensis is the source of this 4422-nucleotide messenger RNA. It is a transcript of the gene Cdk5, whose product is annotated as cyclin-dependent-like kinase 5. Gene Ontology annotation, molecular function: cyclin-dependent protein serine/threonine kinase activity; ATP binding. The record is from RefSeq and is a predicted model, not a curated record. Gene Ontology annotation, cellular component: cytoplasm; nucleus. NCBI's taxonomy places the organism in Eukaryota, Metazoa, Arthropoda, Malacostraca, Decapoda, Penaeidae. The transcript has 7 exons. Gene Ontology annotation, biological process: synaptic vesicle transport; neuron apoptotic process; protein phosphorylation. Bases 920 to 1939 code for a protein of 339 amino acids.
CUCUCUCUCUCUCUCUCUUUCUCUCAGUAAGAUAGUGUAGCACUGGUAAUGGGUACUAACAUGAAACGCGUCUGUGUCUAUGUAUAUUUUCACAUAUAUAAAUGCGUAUAUAUACACCAGUGAGUUUCUUAAAGCUGAUUUCAGCAAAUGUUAUGCGUGACAAUAUGAGAAUAUGAAAAAAUAUUCUGAUUAAGUCUACCGAUUUAGAUAUCAAAUGAGAGGCCGAUAACAAUAACUCAGGAGGUUCAGAUAAAAACAUGUACAGGAAAGCAAAACAAAUGGAUCCUGACUCAUUUAUUCGGAAUACCUGAUGAUAUACAUAUAUUAAUCAACAUUAGAAUAUCAUUCAACUAGCUGAGUAAUUUCAAAUACCUAUUGCUACUGAAUAUAUAUAUAUAUAUAUAUAUAUAUAUAUAUAUAUAUAUAUCUGCACCUUACAUAUCACCAGUUUAUUAUUUAAUUCUAGCAGCAAGACCGUAGGUGGAUAAUACGUGAAAUAGCAAGUUAGAGCAAGCCAUGGCCGAUUCAAUCCGAAAUUCUCCGUGUAUGGUUUUCAGAUUACUAUGUUAUAUUUACUGUUUAUAUUACUUUUUCAUGUGAAAUUAUUAAGGGAGCUCCGUAAUUAACUUUAUUGCAUUUAUGAUAAGGCAUUGAUGUUAGGAUUCUUCAUGAAUUCAAAAUGAAAAGGAAUAUAUAUGUAAAGAAUACUAUCCUAUUUUAUAAGAAUACUUGUCCUAUUUUAUAAAGAAUUUGAAUGGCCCGAAAUUCCAUAAACAAGGCACUUUACCUAAUCAACAGUCAACAUCAGUUGACUAAAUUGAUAGUUAUACCAAUGAAUAAUAGCAACCAACUGAGUUGGCCGUCAUGUCAGUAAUCAAAACUAAUAAACCAAAUCGGAAACUAUGCUAAAUAAUCAAUAAUGCCACAAAACAUCGUGAAACAACUUGUCCAAAAGCUACGACAGCAGCGACCGUUAUCGUGCCUCCGCCAACCCGCACUCAGUAGUAAACAAACAGACGAAUUUUCGGGGACACAAGCCGUCGUCAUAAUGCAGAAAUAUGAGAAAUUAGAAAAGAUUGGCGAAGGUACAUAUGGCACUGUGUUUAAAGCGAAGAAUAGAGAAACACAAGAAAUCGUAGCACUGAAAAGAGUUCGUCUGGAUGAUGAUGACGAAGGCGUACCAUCAUCUGCACUUCGGGAGAUUUGCUUAUUGAAAGAGCUGAAGCACAAGAACAUUGUACGUCUGCAUGAUGUGCUACACUCCGAUAAAAAGCUGACAUUAGUUUUUGAGCAUUGUGACCAGGAUCUCAAGAAAUAUUUUGACAGUCUCAAUGGUGAAAUAGAUCCAGACAUAGUAAAAUCCUUCAUGUAUCAACUUUUACGAGGACUUGAGUUUUGUCAUAGUAGAAAUGUUCUUCACCGAGACCUGAAACCCCAAAAUCUUCUCAUCAACAAGAAUGGAGAAUUAAAGCUGGCUGAUUUUGGCUUAGCCAGAGCUUUUGGUAUACCUGUACGUUGUUAUUCUGCGGAAGUUGUGACACUCUGGUAUCGACCUCCAGAUGUUCUCUUUGGAGCAAAGUUAUAUAAUACUUCAAUCGACAUGUGGUCUGCUGGCUGUAUAUUUGCUGAAUUGGCCAACGCUGGCCGACCACUUUUUCCCGGAAGUGACGUGGAUGACCAGCUCAAGCGCAUCUUUAAGCUCUUGGGCACGCCUACCGAGGACACCUGGCCUGGCAUGACCUCACUGCCGGAUUACAAGACAUUCCCCCUCUACCAGCCCACAAUGACACUUGCUCAAGUCUGUCCAAAGCUGAGUAGCAAAGGAAGAGAUCUCUUACAGCGCUUGCUCAUCUGCAAUCCUGCAGUUCGAAUGAGUGCUGAAGAUGCGAUGGCUCACUCAUACUUUGCCGAUCUCUCAACUUCUAUUCGCAAUGGUUAGAAGCAGUAGGGACAAAGAAACUCUACUGGAUAAGUGAACAUGGGUGGAUAUAAGUUUUUCACAUUAUUGAAAAAUUAUUGUAAAAGAGAACUUUAUCUUUAUAUGAGUAGUGUAUAGGAAGACAAUAGAUUUGUAGGUUUUGAAGAUUCCGGGUUGGAAGAGAAUUGCCAAAAGACCUUUCUUAAUUAUGUUUUAUAUUGAAUGCAAUUGAAGAUUUUGUUUUGCCUUCUUCUUCUUCUUGUUCUUUGUCUUAUCCUUUUUCAUCCCUUUUUUAUUUUACUCUUUCUUAUAAGAGGUUUGAGUUAUGAGGUAAUGAGAAAGUAUAUCCCCCCUCCUGUAUCAGGAACUGUGUGCGUCUGUGUGUGUGUUUGUGUGAUGUUUGGGACAUCUAGUGUGUCCUCUUAAUGUCAUUCUCAUUUUAAACACAACAGAAAAUAAAACGUAAGGGGACAGUCUAUCCAAUUUGUGGUAAAUAUUUUUAGUUUUGGUAAUACUGAGAUGUAUGCAUUUUUAUACUUUUCAGCCUAAUCUACCUGCCCCAAGCUUGCUAAGCCUCCCUUGAUUUUUUUAAGGGUGUUUUACUCCUUUGAAUUGACCCCCCCCCCCCCCCCCAAGAUAAAAAACUUUGGGUUUCUUUGAAAAAUGGGUUAUUCUGCAGUGCUUUGUUCAUAUAUUAUAACAUAUGUGGGGUAAGUUUAGAAGCUUAUAAAAUUUUGCAUGAAGUGAUGCCGUUAUCAUAUACAUUUGGAAGUAUUUUAAUGUGUAAGAAUUUUUCUUUUCCUAUACAAGAAUAGUAAUUGAGCUGUUCCACAAAAUAUUAAGCUUUGACUUUUUCUUUUCUUUUCUUUCUUUUUUGUGUAAGUCUGGGAACUUUCAGCCUUGAAAGAGCAGCCCUGAGCUUGCUAAGCUCUCCCACACACACUUUUUAAAACUGCCAAAAAGAACAACCUUGUUCAAGCUUACCACCAAAAUCAUAUUGUUUUACUAGACAGUGGUUAUUGUACUUUUUUUGUAUGUGUGUAUAUAUGCUCUUAUCCUUUUUGCAGACUUAGGAUAGCCUACAGUCCUUUAUAUAUUUCUCUAUAUAUAGGUAUGUAUACUUCAAAUGCAAAGAUAAUUUUUCAUGUUGUCUUUUUUUUUUUUUACUAGAAAGUAGUUUUUGACAUAGGAAGUUGGGACUUGGCCCAUUUCAUUCUAGAAUACAGUGGGAAGAGCUCCUCGAUCCCACAUGCUUUUUUUUUUUUUUCAUAAUUUCAGAAAUGCAAAAUUUUGGAGAGCUAUAACACAUAACACUGGGAAAGUGUACCAUGGAGGAAUCAUUUAUUCUAGAAUGAAGGAACCAGACCCUAUCCUCCCAUGUCAAAAAUUGCUUCACAUUUUGCUCCCCAGUUCCAGUCUCUAUUUUCACUAAUUUUACCAUGAUUCAAAAACUAGUGGUCUGAUUUCUUUCUUUUUUUCUUUCUUUCUUUCUUUCUUUCUUUCUUUCUUUUUUUCUUAAUUACCUGUGGGAGUAUUAUAAGGUAAGAAGUAAAAGAUGAAAAGCACAAGCCACAUUUACCAGAAUACUAAAAAUUUGGGAAAAGGUAGACUGUCCCCUUGAGUUUGAAAAAAAACCCAUAGAAACUGAGAAGAGGAGAAAUAAAAAGCAUGAUGAUAAUGAAAUCUGUGCUCUAGAUAGUGACAUAAAAAGCCAGAGUUGACUUAGAAGAGAUUCUCAAGAGGCAACGAGAUGAAACGUUUUACCUCAUGUUGUUAGUCUCUGUGCUCAAGGAAAAAAAGCAGUAUAAGAUUAAUUUAAAACAAUGAAAAGUUGUAAGCUGCUGUUAUCAAUUUGAUCAAGGUUACAUUUGCAGAUGGUUUUCUCUUAAAUUAAUAGAGCAGAACAGUGCUCCCAUAUUUGACAGUCCUUAGUAAUAUUGCUAUAGUAAUAACAUCAGUACCUAUAAUAUAUAUAUUAUGGUACCAAUUUUGUGUUGAUAGAGCAUUGAUCUCACAAAUACCAGUCCUUAUUAAUAUCCAACACUCAGCCAUACUUCUUUUACAGGCCCAACUUGCCAUUAUUAAGCUUUCUGUGUAAAUCAGCUAUUUUAUAUCCCAUUUUUCUCUUCAGUUAACUAAAACUUCUAAGAAAAAUGACUUAUCUAACCAUAUUGAAAACACCAAAUUAACCUAAACAUUUUGUCUGAAUCUAAUCCUUUAUUUUUUAUUGUGCAACCAUUAAAUUCAAUUCAUUUUUCUGAAAAAUGAGAGUAAUUGCCAGUGAGUUAAAAGAGUAAUAGGUAUAAGGGUGGUCCACAUCAUUUGUCACAUUGCAGUACUUUAUUUUUAUUUAUUUAUUUAUUUUAUUUUAUUUUUUAUUUAUUUUUUUUACGUUACUAAAUCUAUUGCAAAAAUCAUGUAAUUUUAGAUUGAUUACCUUUGGUUUUGGCUAAAAGAUUAUGCAGUGGCACGUGAUUUGGUUGUUGCAACAGAAUGUUGUUGUG